UCUGCCCUGGUCCGCUAUCGGCUGAUCGCGCUGCUCGCCCAUCCGCCAGAUUUUGUUGCUCUCGUCUUUGCCCUCCCGGUCGGCCUUGAGAUCGCCCAUCUCGCUUCAUUUGUCCCUCCUGUGCGGAUCCUCUCUGCCCACGAUAUCCUUUUCUUUCUUUCUUGUCUUUCUUCCCGGCCUCUGCGGGUCUCUUGCUCUUAUUUUCCGGGUUGUUCACAGGAAGCCACCCACCAAGCUCGCGCGAAACCAUGGAUGAAAUCCUGGACAAGCUACGCGUUCUGAACUACCAGAAGGACUUUUGUCGCUCGAUGGGCUUCCGGCCGCUCAGCCGGGUGUACUUUGUGGUCUCGGCCUCGAACCCGAACGAGCAGUUUUACUAUCUGACGUCGCUCUUCAGCUGGCUCAUGAAGCUGAACCACCAGCCGUUCGACCCGCCGGGGCAGUUUGACGACCCCAAUGCCUCCGCCGCCAAUAUGGUCGAUGCACUGAAGCAGAUGGGGAUCCAAUUCGAGUACGGACCAAAUCGUCUGAAGCAGGGAUAUGGCGAGGCGGUCUUGUAUACCCUGCAGAAUCUCGUCGACAGAGCCCUCCAGGCAAACGGAUUUGUCUUCCAGAAGCCGGCUCAUCGAAACGACGACUAUCCAGAGGAGGCCGAGGUGGACAUGGACGCCGAGGUCACGACCGAGCUCGUCGAAGACCGGCUGGAGGUCGAAGAGGAGGACGAGGAGGUGUUUGUGGACUCGUACACCCCUGGCCCGAAAGCCGAUGAAUCCAAGCAGACUCCGCAGGCGGCAGCCACCAAGCCCAAGAUUGACCCGGCCGAAUGGCGGAUCGAAGUUGAGCGAGUCAGCCCGUUUCUCAAGGUCCAAAUCACCAACGACAACAAAGAUUGGCGCAUCCAUCUGGAGCAGAUGCAGCACCACAAAGUGACAAUCCACUCCUCGCUCUCCGAGACCAAGACCCACCUCACCAAGCUUCACGCCGAGAUCGAAAAGACACUCGAGAAGAUUGUGUCUCGAGAAAAGUACAUCAACACCCAGUUCGAGGGCCAGACGGAGGAGUUCCGGAGCUUGCAGGACCAGCUCUCGGAACUAAAGCAAAAGUACAACAUCACCAACACCAACGUCACAGAGCUCACCAACGAGCUUUCGAAGCUGUCCGAGAUGCUGGAUGGCGUCAAAGCUCGGAUGGACGACAUUGGCAACGGCAUGACGGACUCACGUCCACUGGUGAACAUCAAGCAAGGUGUCUCCAAGCUCAAGGCGGAGAUCAAGCAAAUGGAUCUCCGGAUCGGUGUUAUCGAGCACACGCUGCUCCACGCCAAGCUCUCUGCAAAGUCGGGGCUGGUUUCGGAUCGACCCAAUUAUGGACUGAUUCAAGUGCGCUGAGACAUGAGAUCGGCAUUGGGGAGAGCCCGUUUGUCCCACGGAUGAUGCGAGGCAAAGCCGCUGCCUUCCUCAAUCAAUACACUUGUUCUGGGCCGACUCUACA
Molecule: messenger RNA, 1491 nt
Organism: Polychytrium aggregatum
Lineage: Eukaryota; Fungi; Chytridiomycota; Chytridiomycetes; Polychytriales
Product: intra-flagellar transport protein 57
Exons: 8
Coding region: 249-1388 (379 amino acids)
Biological process (GO): intraciliary transport; non-motile cilium assembly
Cellular component (GO): intraciliary transport particle B; Golgi apparatus; cilium
Source: RefSeq, a predicted model, not a curated record